Penicillium cosmopolitanum is the source of this 867-nucleotide messenger RNA. RefSeq lists its product as uncharacterized. The record is from RefSeq and is a predicted model, not a curated record. The transcript has 2 exons. NCBI's taxonomy places the organism in Eukaryota, Fungi, Ascomycota, Eurotiomycetes, Eurotiales, Aspergillaceae. The coding region runs from base 1 to 867 and encodes 288 amino acids.
AUGACCGAAGGGCACAGUAUGUCAAACUCCAGUUUCGACCCUGAGCUGUCAGCAAAAUUUCACAAUAAGAUAUUCGAGCAUGCAUGGAGCGGGACUGGCCGAGAUGUCGCUUCGCUCCCCUCAACCAGUUGGUGGGAGCAGUCAUCUCCGAUUCCGUUCGACCUCGCCUCGCGUCUGAACCCUAAUUUGGUUCGGUUUCUCCGGUUAGCUAAAGACGUGACUGGAUUCUAUGAUUCAGGUUGGAGCUUUUCUUAUUACCUGACUGGACUUGCUAGAAAGGAAGAUCUUCUUCGGUUUCAAAUACUGGAAUCGCGAGGAGAUCGAUACGUGAUGCUGUAUCACUCGACUUGUACUACGAAUGAUGAAGAAGUUGGCAUCCUAUUCGAUCAAAAGACCGAGCUCGCAGCCUUUUUCCCAGAUUGGAUGGACAUGGACUUGCAGGAUGUAUAUCCAUGGAGACCUUUACAGAAUAUUCUCUAUGUAUAUCUAGAGAUGAUAAAUGAUGGAAAGGUCACCACAUAUCCCGCCCAUCGCAAAGGUGAAUGGCACUCGCCAUCCUUUCCCUGGAAAGCUCAUCAAUAUGCUCAAAGCGAUGUCAAGAAAGCCGUCGCGGCUUUCGCGCGUCUUCUCGACGCAAUCGAAUCUCGACUCCCAUCAACUCGAUUACCCAAGGCGGAAAAUAAAGAUGCCAGUGCUGUUCCGCAAAAUAAGAAUGCCAAAAUUUCAUACACGACCUCAACGAUAAUCUCAUCGAUAAUACGAAAGGAUUCCUUCGUCCAUGAAUUUCUCUCCGCUCUACCUGCACGCGAUAUCAGCUUCGACUACAUCGCCCAGGGAUUCGAUUACAAAGCGAACCCGAAUUUCUAG